AUGCACCAAGAUUUGGAAGGAAAGUUCGGCAACGUGCCACAAAGACGUGGACACACUAAGACUCGCUACGUCACAGAUCUGAACACUAAGAUCCUCCUAGAAAACAGGACAUUGUGUCCGUCUGACAGCCAGCUUUCUGUUUUGUUCAUGGUCCACUCUGCCUUGACUAACUGGAAACGACGCGAUACCAUGAGAACAAUACUGGCCCUCGCAAACAGUUCUCUGUACACAAACUACUCGAUACGUGUUCUGUUCCUGCUGGGAAGAACCAAAUAUGCUCAUGUGAUGGAAAUGACGGUGAUUCGACAAGAAUUUGACAAGUAUGGCGACAUAUUACAGGGGAACUUCCUAGAUAGCUAUAGAAACUUGACUUACAAAGGAUCAAUGGGUAUGAAAUGGGUGAGUCUGCAUUGUGCCAAUGUGAAAUACGUCAUCAAACUUGACGAUGACGUAUAUGUAGAUUUAUACAACGUCUUUCAUCGUAUAUACCACGACUACUCCAGCUACACGCGAUUAGUAUUGUGUAACAAGAUGCCCGCGAACAGCGUGCCCGUAGAUCGGCGAGGACAUUGGACAAUAGACCAGAAUGUAUUUCGCCAUUACAGGUCGUACCCAUGGUCGUUCUGCAGUGGUUUUGCUGUGGUGUUGUCAGGGGCCAUGAUGCCUAUACUCCACAAGGCUGCUCAGAUGGUGCCUUUCUUCUGGGUGGAUGAUGCAUUUCUGUUUGGGAUACUCCGCAGUGGUAUUGACCAUCAUUUUGAAGAGUUCGCCAAGUUCAACUUCUCUCAGCUUCACAAGACAAAGUUUGUGCAAUGUUUUAACCAAUCAUCGUGUGAUUAUGUGUUUGGUCUGGCCGCUCGUUCUGUUUCAAAGACAUUGCACUACCUGCGGUAUAUGAACCUGGACUUUGGGACAAGCCUCAAACUCACACAGGAUCUGGUACGGCAGGUUGGUGCGCAACUAUGAUUAUCACAUGUCUAUUAUUAAAUGGUAUUUUAGAAAAUGA
Messenger RNA from Haliotis rufescens (red abalone), 1006 nucleotides. RefSeq names its product beta-1,3-galactosyltransferase 1-like. Gene Ontology annotation, cellular component: membrane. The transcript has a single exon. Gene Ontology annotation, molecular function: hexosyltransferase activity. The coding region runs from base 1 to 966 and encodes 321 amino acids. NCBI's taxonomy places the organism in Eukaryota, Metazoa, Mollusca, Gastropoda, Lepetellida, Haliotidae. The record is from RefSeq and is a predicted model, not a curated record.